Molecule: messenger RNA, 1341 nt
Organism: Geodia barretti
Lineage: Eukaryota; Metazoa; Porifera; Demospongiae; Tetractinellida; Geodiidae
Source: the annotation of a GenBank genome assembly
CCGUUCCCAUCACCAACCCUCUAUUCAUCUUCAAGAGUUACACUUACGACAAUCACCAUCACUGGUAGAGUUCCCAUUGGUUCAGUGGUGACUGGAUUUGUAGUACAGUGGCAAAGAGACACCUCAGUUGGAUGCUCUGAUGAAGACGAAGGAACAAUUGCUGUAAAUAGUACCUUUGCUACCUAUGUGAUAAGUGGACUAGAACCGGGAAAUAGGUAUUUGAUCACUGUGAGACUAUUCAAUGCAGCUGGUAGUGGUCCAGUCAGCAAUACCAUUACUGCUUCAACGGAAGAAUCAGCUCCUUCUAGUCCACCCUCGUCAUUCAGGAGAGUUACAAUCACACCAAACAGCAUCACUGUCCAGUGGGGAGAAUUAGAGUGUCUCGGUCGCAAUGGAGUCAUAACUGUUCCAUUCCCAUCACCAACCCUCAAUUCAUCUCCAAGAGUUACACUUACAACAAUCACCAUCACUGGUAGAGUUCCCACUGGCUCAGUGGUGACUGGCUUUAUAGUACAGUGGCAAAGAGACACCUCAGUUGGAUGCUCUGAUGAAGACGAAGGAACCAUUGCUGUAAAUAGUACCUUUGCUACCUAUGUGAUAAGUGGACUAGAACCGGGAAAUAGGUAUUUGAUCACUGUGAGACUAUUCAAUGCAGCCGGUAGUGGUCCAGUCAGCAAUACCAUUACUGCUUCAACGGAAGAAUCAGCUCCUUCUAGUCCACCCCGGACAUUGAGGAUAGUUACAAUCACACCAAACAGUAUCACUGUCCAAUGGGGAGAAGUAGAGUGUCUCGGUCGCAAUGGAGUCACAACAGGUUACACUUUCCAAGUAUUGAGGAAUGGGGGAGUUGAAGGAACAGUUGAAGUUAGUGGUGAUGUUCUAGAAGCAACUGUACCUGGGCUGACUCCAUCUACUACAUACAUUGUUAAAGUGGCAGCAGUCAAUCGUGUUGGUGCUGGACCUUUCACCAGCAGCAUCUUCUUUCAGACUGAAGCACUUGUGGUUGGACUGGAGAGAACAUUCUACACCGUCUCAGAAUCAGAGGAAGCUGUUGAGAUUUGUAUCACUGCAGUAGGAGUCAAUACUCCAUGUCCCAGCACUCAGUCUUUUCAGGUCACCCUUUCAACCACUGAUGAAAGUGCAGUGAGCCCUUCACACUAUGAAGCCCUGAGUGAAGUGUUGACGUUUGCUCGCUGUGACACCCGACAUUGUGUGAAUGUGAGCAUCACGGAUGAUCUGGUGAACGAACCAGAGGAGACAUUUUCCCUCAGUCUCAAUAAGAUAUCAUCAUUCGUAACUCUCAGUACAACAGCUGGAGAGGUGCUCAUUACUGAUGAUGAU